UGAAACACAAACUUUUCCAACUUUUAGAAACACAAAUAAACUUGAAUUUUCUAAACUUAUUUUAGCAACUUUAAAUAUGAAACUUAAUUUAUUAUUUAUUAUAAGCAUUAUCUUCUCAAGUGACUUUGUUUUGAGUUAUUAUGGUCCUUUAAAAAUAAAUCAAACACCAAAAAUUGGUAAUUGGACAGAUGCUUGUGAUGAAUGCAAAAUCAUAAUUAACAAAAUUGUCGAAGUUGCAAAGGAUCCAACAAAAUUAGAGGAAUUGAAGCUUUUGCUUACUGCUAUGUGUGAAACAACUGAAUAUAGAGAGGAAUGCCGUCUUUUUGUUAAAAAACUUGAUUUGUUUAUAGACAGAUUACUUCCAUUUUUGGUAGGGGUUGAAAGGGGAAAUUUAAUUAAUUUGGGGUAA
Messenger RNA from Meloidogyne enterolobii, 409 nucleotides. The record is from the annotation of a GenBank genome assembly. NCBI's taxonomy places the organism in Eukaryota, Metazoa, Nematoda, Chromadorea, Rhabditida, Meloidogynidae.